Dibothriocephalus latus is the source of this 357-nucleotide messenger RNA. The record is from the annotation of a GenBank genome assembly. Lineage: Eukaryota; Metazoa; Platyhelminthes; Cestoda; Diphyllobothriidea; Diphyllobothriidae.
AUGCGAGAGCUCCUACUCCCUCGGGCACCUGCGGAAGUGUUAUCAUACGCGGAUAAUGUUACCUUCUUCUGCCGGUUCCAUCACAUCGAUCAGGCUGCGCAGCUCCUCUCUGAGUUCAUGCCUGAUGUCGUAAACUUCUUCAUCCACCACAGGAUGACGAUCUUGGCAGCCAAAUCGUCCGUCACUGUUUUCACGCUGGACCCGAAGGAGUUCAAUCGUCACCCGGCCAUCUUCGUCAACGGUGCGUCCUUAUCGCUCGUCCGUAAGCCCAAGCUUCUUGGCGUACAUUUCGAUCCGCUCUUCACAUUCGUGUACCAUGUCAGGGAGGUCGCAGGCAAAGUGGGCCACUGCACCUAG